This is a messenger RNA of Peronospora farinosa, 5478 nucleotides long. The record is from the annotation of a GenBank genome assembly. Lineage: Eukaryota; Oomycota; Peronosporomycetes; Peronosporales; Peronosporaceae.
AUGGAGAAUAAAGUGAAGAGCUCUUUUCAACGAGACCCCCUCAAGAUCGAUAACAGCAGUGCAGCCUCUAGUCAGUCUCCGUCACAGCCACUAGAUUACGUAUCUAUAACACCUGCUUGUGAUUAUCCAGGAGCGCAUGUUGCUGGUAAAGGCGACUGGAGACCGACACAAGGCGGCGGCCGACACAAUUCCCCACUGUAUGGUAGACAUCGUAAACGUCCGUCCUCUUCGUCUAUAGACAGCAAAGAAAGCGAAAUAGCUACUACUACUACUACUACUACUACUACUACUACUACUACAUUCCAACAGACACCCAAACUGGCUCCAGUCUCCUCCUCUUCCUCUCUGGAAUGUGCAAGUAUCACUGGUCUAUCGGUACAACCUCUACGGACGCUACAAAGGAGCAGAUCAAUGCACAAUAACUGGGAACAAGAUGCAGCUCCACAGAAGAGAAUAGAGCUGUCUAGUAGUCGAGCAGGUUUGGGCUCACGGGCAAACAGUUCGGAGAAUGUGUUGACGUCAACUUCUUCAUUAGUUUAUGAUGACAAAGAGAAUGGACCACGGUCAUGUCCAACAACUUUUAACGAUGGGAACCGACACAAGAUCUCGCUUAGUAAAAGACGACAACCUCGGGGUGGUGAAUUGAUUGUAUCCAAGCUGCAACCGACGCGCGAUAAUGUGAACAACAUGUUGACUUAUGUGCACGAACUGCAAAUGUCAGAGGCGAGUCUACGCAAAGAGUUGUUGAAAACAAAGCGUCGUACAGAAGAAGAACUAAACCAGUCGCUGUUAAAGCUCAGCGAACUACAACGCACGAUGCAAGAAGUGGAGUGGGAUCGAAAGCGAUCGCGACGGAGGUUGGAAAAAAAGGAGCAACGUAUUCGGGAGCUUGCAGCCAAGUUAGAAAGGGCGGAGACGACACAACAUAGGGCCAGACCUGGCCGGAGGAAUAUCUUCUCUAUUGAUGGACUACCGCAAAUUGCCGAAGAAGAUACGUUAUAUAAUGAGACAGAGCCGUUGCCAACAGAUCAGCCCAUACCUCCCCAAGAAUCAAAACGGUUGGAGGACUUAUCAGAAACGCCUCCAGCCCUCACAGUGGAAGCACUUUUGCCUCCCUCACAGCAAAAUCAACUUUCGAAACCCAUUCUGCACCCGAUCGAGACUAGCAAAGAUAAGUCCACUCAGUCUGCAAUUAUCUCACCACGAUCGCCUAAUCGCCCACUUUGGGAUCCAUGGGCUUCAGGAGGCACCGCUUCGAUGAAAGAUUUGCCACCAAUAUUCACGAUAGGAUCAACAGGAUUCGAUCCUGAGGUGACAUCGGUCGCAGUGUAUGGUACAACCAUGGUUGAAGAUUACGAGCUGAAGUCAGUACUAUUGUCCCCGCGGCAAGGACAGGAUCUACUUGACAAUUCAAGCAAUGUGUGUCAAGAGGAUAAUGAUCAACAGCAGAAACGUGCGUCGCCGGCGCUGCCGCUCGAUCAGCAUGAAGGUGUGUCGUUUGCAACACUGAACUCUAGUCCAGUUAUAAGGACUGACUCAUUGCUCCCGCCGCCGCCACAUUCGCACCAGCAAAACUGUAGUCCGCCGGAAAAACAGGUUGCAGCUCAUGAACAGAUGCUAGAAAAUAUGGCGAUUAUGGAGCUUUCGUCGCAAUACGACGCGACAGUACCUCCGAGCAUGUCACUGGUACCUAAUGUCGGAGCAAUGUCUCCGAUCCGGGUGGAUCCAAACGAACAGCAGGAUACAAACACCGCCAAUGACGAUAGCGAGUUUGAUGUGUGGAAUGGGUUUCCAGACCAGCAAGACGUGCACAUAAGCGCAGCAGGAGUUGCGACAGGUAAAGAGGAUUCGUCUCCGACUUCUGUAGUUACAGACUUGCCAUUGCAGUCACCAUUACAAGCAUCGCCAUGCGUUCCAUAUACCCAAUUCAAUGCCACUGACCCAUCCGAGGAAAUGUCUUCUCAGCUUUUCCCGCCGUCAAAGGUUCAGCCUAAUCGCGUUGCCUCCGCUUCCCGAGAUAUGAUCGAAGUUGUACAAUCAAAGCCUGUGUCUUUGGAGACGUUGCUGGUAGACUUCUUCACGGAGGUAGACAAUAAACGACUGAAGAUGGCGAAGGUUUAUGGGAAGCGAUAUGCAGGCCGCGAAAAGUGGCUGUUUGCUGAGUUGUCGAAGCGAUAUGGUGCAACAAAAGUGGCAGCGUUGAAGUUUCGAUUCGACGAUGGAAGUGGUGGCAGUACUUCCGCUGUCACCAACCACUGCAAGGGCAGCAAUGAUCCUCACGCAAGUAAUUCGUCUAAUGUCUCGACACACGCAAAGGCAGGGCGUCAAGUUCACCCUCGGCAUCCGCCUACGCCUGCCAGCAAUGUAGACCUUAGUGCUGGUGCCGGUGUAUCUUCAGUGGCUUCUUCCGUUGCCCCGUUUCAGGAAAAGGACGAGUCGCGCUCUCAGAUACGACAGGUUGCCGAAGAAAUUAACACCGGUUCGAGUCCGAGCAAACAAACUUCUGCAAACUCUAUUUCACCUCAGAAGUGUCCGACUGGAAGCAACAUCUCUUCGCUGUCUGGCCCUCCACCGUCGCUCCCAACCUUGCAAGAGACUGGCGAAGGAGACAAUGCGACUGCUGUUGGCACGGACGGCGCAACUUUCAGGAGUGGGCCUGCCCGAAGAACCCGACAUGGAGAGCCGACCAGUCAAUUCAAUCAGCUAUCUUCCCGCCCUCAGACUGAGAACAGUAACACUCCGCCUGUAGGUCUCCGACAGCGCCACCAAUUGUCUGCCGGCAGCCAAACAAGUACUGGCGUCGAACGUCCUGAUGUGACCUUAGAGGGUUUGCUAAAGGAACUGUACAAGACCCACCAACCUGAUAAGCUGAAAAACGUCUCCAUCGUUGCAAAGCAGUACGCUGGCAGAGAGCGUGAGCUUGUUGGGUUGUUGAAGGGAAAGUAUGGAGUACUGAGCGUGAAACGGUUGGAAGAAAACCUGGACAGUCUGGAGCGUACCCACCGUGCUCACAUGAGCAAAAACGGUACCAGGAAGAAGCGAGGCUGCUUUGUUCGAACGGUCUCACUGGUGUUUUGGUUCACAGUACUGCUGAAUUUCUCGUUUGGAGCUGUUUUUGUCAGCUUUGUCGUGUUGAAUGCGUGGGGGUGCCGCUCUUUUGACAGUGAGGAACAAGAGCUGGAAGCUGCUGGCGAUUGUCUUCCGCUGAAGAAGGAGCUGGAGACUUUCACGUACGAGCGCAUAGCUACCUACGUGGUCCAGUCGCAUCCGGAUGCUUGCUUUUGCUCGGAGUGGAAGGCGCGCGAGAGUGCGUUGUUUGAUACCUUUUCAGGUGAAGACCUUGUCAAACUGGCGCGACUAGUUGCGUUUUCGCCUGUAUCGUUUGGCGUGCCGUGGAUUGCGAUUGUGAAAGAACAAGUACCGUCGCAAACAUUUUACGACAGUUAUGCGAAGCCUGUGGUGGAUCUGUCAUUGGAUGCCGGUAUAUUCGCGUGGUCUUCUGUUCUUGAGCUGGCAGGGUAUAUUGAGGUGUCGGCGAUGUCUACGGCUGUGAAGAAUGCCGUGGAUAGUUAUUUCGGUGAAACUGCUGAGGUGGACAACAAACGUUUUGCCGACAACGUUAAUGCAGAUGUCUUACCAAUAGAGGAGGCACAAGUGGUUGAUGGUGAGGCUAUUGCGGUGGCACCUGGUUUGUUGGAACAAGUUUUAGUUAAGGAAGAACUAGACACUUUUGACGAAAACCGCAAGACAGAUAGCCUUGAGACUAGUGAUCGGGCAACUGGUUUGACGGACAAUGUGUUAAUGGAGGAUGAUGUUAGUGAAGGUAUGACAACUGCCAGUGAAGAGGGCUUCUCAUUGCUUUCAGAGACAGAUGGAGAGGAGCUUGCUACAGUAGAAUCAAUCAAUGUGCUAAAGAUGGAAGAAGUUCCGCUAGUUGAAGUGGCUGAGUCGAUUGAUGCCGGCGAACAGGAUUCAUUCGAUGAGGCCGAGGGAGAGGAAACUUGGACCGAUGCGAGCAUCCCAGCAGAAGAGGCUGAGUCUGCUGCAGAUGCCGAUGACGGAACUUCUGCUUUUACCGAGACCGAAGAAGAGGAUGUCGAUGUUGAGAACAGCUCCUUCAACGAUAUUGAGGAAGUAUCUGAAGCUGAGUCUAUUUUUGGUACCGAUGAAGGAGUUUUUACUUUUACCGAGACCGAAGAAGCAGACGAUGCAGUUGAGAACACCACAUUAAACGAUAUUGAGGAAGUAUCUGAAGCUGAGCUUGCUGGUGGUACCAAUGAAGAAGUUUCUGCUUUUACCGAGAUCGAAGAAGCAGACGAUGCAGUUGAGAACACCACAUUAAACGACAUUGAAAAAGUAGCUGAAGCUGCAGUGGAAGUGAAUGAAGAGAUGUCAGCUGAAGAUGUCAUAACCGUAUCGGAGGGCGUUGUGGAGGUGGAAGUACGCCAGGAUGGUAUCGACCUGUCGUACGCCAAGUCAGAGAUGGAUGAAGCGCUGACUGCGGAGUCUGCUGAGUCGUCAAUCUUAUCGGUGGACACGGAAUCAGAUCUUUUGUUCGGUGGCGGUGAAGAGCCGUCUGCUAUAAGCGACGAGACAGAGGUACUAGAGGAUAAAGAUACAUCUGAAGAUGUCGUUGUCGAUGCAGCAGAGGAGGAUAUUGCACCAGUGAUGGAAGGUGUUGACGAGGAUUUUGCUGCGCCAACCAGUAGUGUCAUUGAGGCUGAUGUGGAGAAGACGAAUCUGGGGUCAGACAUUGCCACAGCAAGUGAGGUGGUCGAAAUUGAGGCGGAGAAUGUCGGAAAGGAGCCCGAAGUCUUACAGAUGGAGCCUUCACAUGCGCUAAGCUUAACGAUCGAGCUCGUGCUUGAAAACAGUGGAUGGUCGAAUUUUACUAACGCUGAAGAGCUGGCGCUGAAGUCGGCGGUUGAGGAGAUUGCUGCCAGUUCGCUAAGUGAAGGACCUGAGUCGGAAGCAGACAAAGAGUUGGACGAUCUAACCAAAGCUGAAGCUCAGGAGACGGAGACGAUGUCUGACGAAGAAGAGGGAGUUUCGUCCGAAGAAGACGAUGCCAACAUCAUGGUGGAGGAUGAUUUUAUCGUGACGAAUUCUGAGCUUGAGCCGUCUUUCAGCUCGAUCGGGUCGGACGACGAAAACACCGCUUAUGUUGAGCAGGCUGAAGUGAACGAACAUAUUGAGGACGCUGGAUAUGUUCGUGGUUGCACAAGUGAGGGCGGAGAAGAUGUGAUUGUUGAUGAGAACGAGAUUCCAGUGAAUGACACUGAUGCAGAUGCAAAUGUCUUGACGGAUAGAGAAAAUGCGUCAGCUACUUCCGCUGAAAACGGACCAAAUCACAACGAUGACGACGGAGAUGAAAAUGAAGAGAUUGCAUUCAUGCUAGGACUCGAGAACCCUGACGAAUUGCUUCGGUUGGCCGAACAAGCUGCUGCUGCCACAAUAGAGACGACGGAGACGAGGUGA